GGCGCGGCUCCAGCAACGCGCAAGGAGGCGAGGGCGCCUGGAGUGUUCUGCGAUUCAUUGACUGACUCACCGCGCACAAAUCGGAUAGCGCUUCGACCGAGUAAGUUGGCUGACCUUGAAAGAGAGAGAAACUUAGCUAAGUAACCGCUGGCUUUCGCUCGUUUGUCUGUCGGUCAGUCUUUAGUUUUUAUAUGUUUUGCCUCGGGCUUCUCUGCGAGUGCUGUGUGUUCUUUGGAGGUGUGUGAGUGAGUACAUUUAUACUAUAAGCGAGGGGAAAGCGUGCGGCCAACGCGUUGGCAGUAUGAGUUUACAGGUGGGCUCGUUGGCUGAUAGGUUCGCUGCGUUCUGUCAGUCUUGCUCCUUUCUUUGUUGUCUUUGCUUAGAGUGCUACGCGCCUUGUGUAUCUACGUACGAAAAGAGCGGCGACACGGUGAGAGAGAGAGUGAGAGCGACCCGCCGAGAGUGAGAAGGCAGAGCGCGCGAGCGUCCAGAGAUGUCAGCCGGUGGGUGCUCCCCCCUGUGAAGUGUUGCGCCGAUCGCCUUCCACCUUCGUCCUUUGUUGUCUCUUUAGAAUUCGCGCGGCCAGGACCUUGAACUGUCUUCGAAAAAAGUAAGGACUUCGCAAGAAUAAAAAUGGGUCCCGAUUUGAUGGGUUCCUCUUGGUCAUGUUUCAGGGUAAUUGAAGGUUACAACUGUACAUCAUGAGGAAAGAGAGUUUGUUUCAUGUCUGAGCGGGAAUUAAAAUCAAGACUCUUAAAGAGCUGAGUUAAAAUGCUGGCCAGAGGAUCCUGUUCACUGAAGGCUCGACAAUGUGAAGAGAGAAUAACUGAGAGAAAUUACUGCCUUUCUGACUGACCUAUCUUCUGAUUUUGUUCUGAUCCGUGAAUGCCUGUAAAUGUGCUUCCAAUUAAGGCCUAUAUGACCAUAUCUUUUCUUUCCCCUUCCUCUCCUUCCCUUUCGCUGUCCUGCUAUGUGACGAUGACUUACUUAUUACUGCUUUCAUCUUACCUGGUCUGCUGACCCUCCUGACUCUAUGCCUUCCUGUACACUAAGGUCGUCCUUUCCCGUCUCCUUUCUGCUCCACUAAUCUUACUUGCCAAGUUACUUGUUAUAUUAACAGCCAAUUGAGGAAUUGCGGCUUGUUUAUUAAAUGUCUACAGGUGCAUCCUGGUUACAGUAAAAGUUGACGAUCGAAUAUCUAGAACACUGUGUAAGCACUAUUAUUGUUGUACAAAGUUUAUGAGUAAGUAAACGAGUGAUUGUUGGAUGUGUUCUCCGGUUGGCUCGUCGUCUUGUCGGUGGCUGUUCGUCGGUUUGCACGCGCUCUCUAUCUGUCAUCUCAUCGGUUGUGCUGUAUCAUGUUCUUACCACUACACCAUCGGUUGAGGCUUUCAUAAGACGGUCUGCCAAACCGUGAUGCACUUUGUGAGGACCCUAAGGUUGGCACCUUGUCUCCUCGUGCUGGGAGCUCUGGGCUGCAAGUGGUGCUUAUGGCCCAGAGCCCUGACCACAUCCCUCAAUUGCUUGUCGGUUAAAUAAAAUUGACUACCAACAAAAACCCUCCCCUUAACUUUCAGCGUGUGCGAUUAAGAUUAGAUCUUCUAUUAGCAAGGUUAGUAAAACUGAAAAACCUACAAUCUAUUUCAUACAUCAUAUUAGAUUCUAAGAGUCUUGAUCAUCUUCAGUUUAUUAUUUUUUUACUCACUGCUGCUGCUGCUGCUGCUGCUGCAUGCCUCCUUCUGCAGCAGAAGUCAGAACAUAGAAAAGCAGAGAUAUUACACUGAUCGGUAGCUAACAAGUACUUUAUUUUCGAGGAGGGUGACAUGAAGUAUCACGUAGACGCGCUUGGCAAAUGAUGUAGUCUUCGAAAUAUCACUAAAGCUACUGGUCCCUUUCGCGCCCUCUUCCUACGUGACGCACGCAUUUCCUAAUUCGAAGGACUGAUGAUAUUUGCAGUUAUAUACUCAGAUUUAUUGACUUUUGACAUGAAUAUCAUGAGGAGAAGACAUCUGACAUUGAUUGUAUCAUAAGGUAGAGACGUUCGAUAUAUUGGUACAGACAAAUUUUCGAACAUGAGAUACACAACAUUCAUCAAAUACACAGCAUUCAACUUUAGGGCCCAGAUUUCAUACUGCCCUGCAGUCAAAAGUCCCGUAUUAAAAAUUGCUGCUUUCUCUGCGUGCACCAGCUCCUCACGUUCGUCAUGACGCCGUGGCGACUCGGGUACUCCAUUGAACACGUAUUGGAUGUGGAUUGGGAGAGGCUCAAUAUUUUUGGGUUGUGAGAGAGUCUAUUUUGACGAAAGAGAGAGGGAGAAGUAUACUACCGGAACGAUGACGACUACAACAUCAUACCGUAGUAUGAAAAUGAUUAAUAGUCGGCGAAAUUUUUCCUGUACGGAGAAGAAAUAGUUUUCUUACACAUAGGUUCAUUCUAUGAAGAAUAGCAAUUUUGAAAAUUGAUUCGAUUGUAAAUAAAAGAUAAAGAACAAGUCUCUCUGAUUCAUCUACAUACGACUUGUUUUACUGGCGUGAAAAAGUGGGGAGCAAGGGCCUAACAACAUGACAUCUCCGAUACGUGCUCGAAAAGGUCGCUACCGCAUAUAAGUCCAGGGCGCUGCAGAACGAUGGCCCGAUCUGCUACGACGAAAGCGCUCCUCGUAAGCAGCAUGAUGCUCUUAAGACUCUGGUUAUAGUAAAUGGACACUGCUAACUCUGGUAAGUAACACUAUACGUAUUGGUAUUGAAGUCUUUUUCGAUGGUCGUGAAUCAUCGCGGUCGUAUACAAAGUGAUUAACGACUGACAGGCUAAGUACUUUCCCGCCUGUUGAUGUGGACUAUGUCGUCGCAGACCAAACACUAUUUCGCAGCGAUAAUUGGUUAUCCUUCUAGGCUACUUCUAAUACCUCCGACGGUCACAAAGGCGGCGAUGUCAAGUCCGCCAAUGGGGUGGAUGUCCUGGGAACGCUUUCGAUGUGAGACAAACUGUACCGCGUUCCCUGACGAAUGCAUCAACGAAGAGCUUUAUAGGGGUAUGGGAGACGCCCUGGUAUCAACAGGCCUAGCAGAAAAGGGAUAUACUCAGGUAUUCUUCAAGUGGUGAUCCUGUUGUUGCUGUUGCUGUUGGCAAUAUGCGUGCGCUGGUGUAGUUGGUGAGAAGGGGCUCCCAAGGCAUGUACAUCAGAAAUGAACCAAAUUUAUACGAAAGGGUGUCGGCGUCGGCUGCAUUCAACAAGUUCUUGACUUCCUGUUCGUACACAACUAGGUUUCCAUCGACGACUGCUGGAGCAAGGGCCGAGACGGCAAGACCAAUAGGCUACUUGCGGAUCCAGACCGAUUUCCGCAUGGAAUCAAAGCACUCGCAGACUAUUUGCAUGAGAAUUAGGGCUACCGCUGGAGCAUCCUCAGCGUGACUCUUCCUGGCUCUUUUUCUACUUGAAAGUAGGGCCAAGGAUGCUCUCAGGGAUGCGACCAAGCUAGCUCUAAGAGAAAGGUCUCAAAUUAGGCAUAUAUUCCGAUGCAGGAAACUUGACAUGUGGUGGCUAUGUCGGGAGUCGAGGCUACGAAGAGCUAGAUGCACAAACAUUUGCAGACUGGGGUGUUGAUUAUCUCAAACUGGAUGGCUGUUACAUCGACACAGCGGAGGAAAUGGUCGAGCUGUACACAAAGUUCGGCGAAGCUCUGCAUUAUGGGCAGAAAUUUCUUGUUCAUCUUUUUAAUUUUCAUUCCGUCUUGUAGUUUGUUCAGCAGCAGUUUCUGUCAUGGCACAUUUUUGUACAACCUUGUGAACAAGUUCGUACUAUUUGGCUGAAGAAUUAUAGUAACGUGGUUAGCUUCAAACUUUGAAGUUCAAACAUUUGUUAUCUAUUUCUAAUCGCCAAAAGUCUCUAGGAAGAUCGGCUAUUCGUGCUCUUGGCCAGCGUAUCUUGGGGACAAUGAGACGCAGAAGCCCUACGAUACGAUGUUCAAAGCUGCCCAUUGCGACACAUGGCGGAACUGGGCUGACAUCGAUAACAGCGCAGCAAGUAUGGUCGGCAUCCUCAAUCACUGGGCUGAAUGGACGAAAACACUCCAAGAGGUACCUCCUAUGUUGUACUGCAACUGUUGAUGUGGAUCAUAGUUAGAAAUACUUUCUCCAACUAGAAUUACGACACGACAGAAGUCGUACGAGUCAGAGGUUGCACUAUAAUCUUCGUUCUUGUGUACAGAUUUUUUUCGCUCUUGACAUUUUAGAGACUUGUUCUAUGACAGCAAAAAUACGCAUCCAUGCUAAAAAUACUGUUUAGUGGUCACAAAAUAAGUACAACUUCUACGCUUACUGAUACUGAUUUGAAUCAUGUGCUUCUGAAUUUCAAUGGUCAAGGUCCCCGCUCCCGCGUUUAACGAUCCGGAUAUGAUUCUCGCGGCUGACGAUCAUUACGGGAAGGUUUUGUCACCCUCACUUGCAAAGACGCAGCUCACAGUGUGGUCGAUCGUGAAAUUACGCUAAGGUUUUUCUAGUAGGCGUCUUAGUUCGAUGAAUAGGACUAGGAGUAUGCAUAAGUCGAAGACGAGUUAUGCCUCUACUUAUUUAUAUUUUGAAUCAUCAACUUUCGCAUUCCUCUAAUAUUCGCACCAUUAUUUUUAGCUGCUGACCUUCGGAAACUCGCAAAGAACGUGGAUAAUCUGGGCUCAAACUAUCUACCAUUAUUGAAGGACGACACCUUUCUAGGUGUGGUGCAGGACUCAGGGGAAGCAAUCGGCGGAUGCGUGGUCGGCUGUGGCGGCGAAUUGUCGUCCGUGACAAAAGGUACAGGUAGAGAGGGAGCGCCAGUAGAGUCGGGCGUAGGUCUAGCAGAUGUUGAUGUAGGAAGCAGCGCCUUGUUGAGCAAGUUCAUUCCUACUGGCUUUUCUAGUAGUAGCAGUGCUAAGACCGCAGAGGAUAUUGCACAAGAAGGAGGAAAAGGAAUCAGUAGUACAGCAGUGAAUACAAGGACUCCCGUGACAGGGAAAAGCCUUUCCAUGACGGCAGGGACGAAGACAAGGAUUGAGAUCACAGGAGAAACCGAUCAUCGUAGCAACCCUGUUCUUGUCCCAGCUGUCGCCCCAGCUGCGGACGUCCAGAUAUGGUUUCGCCGGCUGAGUGACGGGAUUGCAUUGGGGUUCGUCAAUUUGAACGACACCUGCACUGCUAACGUAACCCUCGACGUUGAUCCAUUGUUACUACAGGGUAUGAACGAGGCGUGGAAAUUUACAACUGCAUCGCAGGAUUUAGGGUCGGGAGAAGGAGAUGUGCAUGUGGGAGAGCCUCUCUCUUCGAUAGCAGUAACUACCGAUGACGUCGAACAACUGGCUUCCCGAAGAACAAGGGCGUCAAACGAGGAGGUAGCUUCUUCUUCAAAAAUAGCGUCAUUAGCAGAUAGAGUAAAAGUUGAGCCAUCACUAGUACGUGGAUCACGAGUAUCUUCAGGACAACGAACGGAGCCGGACAAGGUCCCGUGGUCUGUAGUUCUGCAACCUACGGCGAGUCGACUUUUUGUCAAGAAGGAAGGAAAAAGAACUUCACCAAUCAUAGACAUGCUGACACGUAGUUGGUCACUUCAGAAAAUUGAAAAAAGUAGAAGUACUAAAAACCAGAUCAUGGAGUUGCAGCUGGAAGCCAAGUCCUCCGAUCAGGAAGAAAUUUUCUACGUCUAGUACCUAUUGUCUAGAAAAUCAUGAGUUUGAUUUCUUCAUAAAUGGUGCCGUACUAGUUUCGAAUCAUGUCAUCUAUGCUCAGUCAUGACUUUUGGAAUUCCGAACCUUGAAAACAUUUUUGUCAUUCUUCAUCGCGGCUUUUUAUAAACGAUAGCGAUCUCAAGCUCAACAACGGUCCUCGUGUUGCAGUGCGAGGAUAAUCGGAUUUUGAAUGGUAGUAGUCACUACAAGAAUCGUCCAAUUUGAAUUUUUCAAGAGUAUGUCUUUGCAAUUGACUUACUCAAUACUGUCAAGUUCUGUUCAAGAUUUUAUGAAGAGAAU
This is a messenger RNA of Amoebophrya sp. A25, 5996 nucleotides long. The record is from the annotation of a GenBank genome assembly. Lineage: Eukaryota; Dinophyceae; Syndiniales; Amoebophryaceae.